AUGUCGGCUUUAACUGAUGUACGAGAACAUCGAACGCAUACUGAAGAGGGCAACCUUGUUCGAAAGCCCACAAUUACGAUAAACCGUUCCAGAUCACUUCCAGCAGAAUCGACCGAAACUCCGUUGGCCCACAUAUCGCCAACAAAAUAUUUAUCCAUCGACGACAAGAAUGAAAUCAAAAUACUUUCUAUAUUUUCCGCCUUCAAGGAGGGCAAACUGCCUUCUAAUGAACAAAUCAAGCGAUUCCUGAAUAAGGUUCUGAACAUAAUGAGGAAAGAAAAGAAAAAGCAGAGACUAUCGGGAGAAGGCAGAGAAUUGAUGGAAGAGUUUAAAGGGCUCGUUAGAGUCACGAUGGACGUGAUAUCACGAAAGAAUGCCGAUGAGGAUUUUCAAGAACUUGUUUGGUGUCUUACUGAGGCUGCAAAGAAGAAUGUUGGUACUACAAGUGAAGGAGGAGCCAGCGUUGAUGCGAACGUCAUGCAGGAAGCUCGAAAGGGCGUCGACUCAUUAUGGACGAUUACACAGCUUUUAACCACAAACAACGAAUUUAGACAACUUCUUCGCGAUCUUGUAAUCAUCAUCCGAGACAUGUUUGCCGACUUGACCAGUACAAUUAGACCACCCGAACACGAAGUCAAACGCGCUUAUAAUGAAACUGACCGUCAUAAGGAUAUCGGCCGGAGAGAUCAGUCGGACAUCCGUUCCUCUGGUUACAGCAGCACAGUUGGUCGGAAAGAUGAAUCGAUGGGCUACAGUAGUAGUACCUCACCGACCCAUGAAGAUGAAUACGGCAACAGGGAAGAAUCGGACUACGAGAAUGACCCAAGAAGUCCAGAGGGGCAACGUCCCGCUUACGUGGCGGAAGCUCACGAAUUCGAAGCCACUGGUGAUUGUAAUAAUCAAAAGGCGAAGCCUUUGGACAAACUUAAACAACGUCUUCCGGAAAAGCAUAGACAUAGGGUUGAUAAGGGUGCCGCCAUUGUUAGUGACAAGCUAUCAGGAGAUAGGAGAUCUGCAUUGAUUAGGCGGCUUUUUAAAGUAAUCACCACAGUGCAGAGACAUGAUCAAUAUCAGCAAGCUGUUGAAGACGUUUUCGACAUCCUUGCUACUUGGGGUGAGCGUGCUUCUACGUACAAGGAAGAUAUUGCUUCCAAGAAAGAUGCCGUUGAAGAAGAUCCUGAUUGGGUAGCAGCGCGAGCACAUUUGAAGCGCUUGGCCCAAUCACUUGCUGCAAAGUCCCUUGACCCGCUGGAACAAGCAUUUUCUGACUUGAUGAAAGAAGUACGCGAAGACGCCGAUCUCAGAGGAUACUUUGAAGAGAUAAACGUAUACGUAAAAAGUCUUCUUAAAGAACCGGGUUACAUUGAAAAACAAGAGAGUGUAGAUCGUGGCCGCGAGUUAAUGGAUCGUGGUCAAUUUUUGAACGACAGGCACAGAAAUACCAUACAGCGCGUAAUCGAUGAGUUGGUUAAUUAUACCGAAGCAUUGGCUAACGAUCCUCUGAUGCAUGAGCUUGGAGAGAGGGUCUCGAGAGUAUUUAGCCUUUUGUUACUCGACAGGCAUGGCAGAAUUGUGUUUAAACCGCACAUCAUCAUAGACUUCCGAACGACGUUUAUUCCAUUGAUUCUCAAUAACGUAAACAAUAUUCCGAUACCUCGUAUUGAAUUUACAGACAAUGACUUUGACGUGGUGGUUGAAAAUCUGGUCUUGAACAGUCCUAGCAGCUUUGUACCGAAUCUUAUUGAACUGGAGGCAAGUAAUCGUAACUUCCUUUCGUUACAUAACGCUGAUGAAGUUCGUGAUAAACGCGAACAUACAUGUAUGUUCAAUGUUAAGGGUAUUCAUGCAGAAGCAAGCAAGGUUUGCUUCUAUUACAAAAAGAAGACGGGAUUCCCCCACAUUAAGGACUAUGGUCUCGUAGAUGUAUCUAUUCGUAAUCGUGGAAUAUCCAUUACUGGCAAACUCGUUUUCGCCAAUGAUGAUAAGGAACACGUAUACAGAGUCGAAGAAGUCAAAUGCACAGUUAACGACCUGUAUGUCGACAUCAAAGGCAAACGACACGAUUUCCUUUACUUUGCUUUCCACCCGGUGUUGGUGAGACUGAUGAAACAGCAAAUAGCUCGUAACAUCGAGGACGCCGUAUCCAGACGCCUCCAAUCGAUCGAUCAAAGCAUGAAAGGUACAUUCCAGUCACUGAGAAACAAGACUCUCGAUAACGACAAGUUGGGACGAAAAAGAAGUUCGUGGUUGGGUGGAAUGUUAAAGAGACAUUCGUCGUAUGGAACGAGAUCGUCGGCGUCCGCAGAUAGCGAUGCGAGUGAAGAAGAGACAAAUGUGAGCAGUGGGGCUGGCCAAACGUAUGAAGGUCAUCAUGACUACAACAAAGUAGAUGAGACUCGCAGCGGUGAAAAGGGAAAGUGGAGAGACACGUCGUUUAAUUUGGUUUGA
Messenger RNA from Paraglomus occultum, 2448 nucleotides. The record is from the annotation of a GenBank genome assembly. NCBI's taxonomy places the organism in Eukaryota, Fungi, Glomeromycota, Glomeromycetes, Paraglomerales, Paraglomeraceae.